GCGGGAAAUACUGAUAUAAUCUUAAUAAGCUUUCAAAGGAAAGUUUACUGAAUCUGAGGAAUUUUUUACAAAGAAUCUAAGGAAUUCUUGGGAAAUAUUGAUUUCUUUUCACAUGGCUGUAUUUGGUGAACUAUAUACAUUUUAUAUAAAGAAGAUUAUAAGCAAUUUGUCUUUGUUUUGCGACUGUUUAAUAUCUCGUUAAUAUACUGCUUUGAAUCGCAAUUAUCUAUGGAGAUUUAGACUUCCAUUAAUAAAGUAAAAAUUAAAGAAAUCAUGUUUCAGUGGUUGAAAAAUGUCCCUUUUGCGAUCAACUCAGUUAUACAAACAAGUGCACAAAAUGGAUUAAGAGGUAUUAUGACAUCACCUGUUUCUCGUGGAAGAACAGCUUAUUCGUACAUCCGGGAGCGUCGAGGUAUACCCAAUAUGCCAAUUCCGAAAUAUCUGAAGGAUGGUUUGGUUCGAAGAGGCGCCGGCAGAUCCGGGCGUAACAACACUGGCCGCAUAACCAUUCGGCAUCGAGGUGGAGGCCACCCGCAGACUUAUCGGAUCAUUGACUUUGUUAGGGCACCUGUUGAAGACGAGGCCAAAGAACCGAAAGUGAUUAAGGAUAAGAUAUUGCAAAUUGGUUACGACCCAUGCCGGUCGGCCAGAAUAGCAUUGUGUGCUGGAAAUGGUAGCAACAAGCAGAAACUUGUUAUUGCGCAUGAUGGAGCAGAGGUCGGAGACGUCUUAACUGCCUCGCGAAGCAGCCCUGUAUCUAUUUCUCGGAUAAAGCCCGGUGAUGCAUACCCCCUUGGGAAGUUGCCGAUUGGUACCGUGGUUCAUAAUGUGGAGUUGAAACCGGGUAAAGGUGCCCAAUUAGCAAGGGCAGCUGGUACAUCAGUUCAGUUGAUUAGAAUGACCGAAGAACAUGCCAUCAUCCAGCUUCCAUCGAAGAAAGAAAAGAGUGUGAGCAUUGACUGUUUGGCAACUGUUGGCCGGGCGUCCAAUAUUGACCAUAGGCAUGAAAUUAUUGGCAAGGCAGGUCGUGCUCGGUGGCUCGGGAAAAGGCCAAAAGGAAAAACUGGAAAAGAUCGAUGGUUAUGGACAAAGAAAAGAGUUUAGAAUGUUUUGGGACAAUAGAGUGUUAACAUUUGACUUCAGGCUAUUACCAAAAAUACAGCCCCUCGAAAAUGUGAGAUGUUUUCACAUCAAAACACUCCGAAAUUUCAGGAAUAUGACCAUAUUCCUAAUGUUGCAAAAUCAAAAUUAUAGAGGUUCAGAUUAGUCUUCCACUACCAGCACCUCCAGCUUGCUUACUAAGCAUCUGAUUAGUUAAUCGAGUAUAUCAAACACAUCUGACUGGUUGAUGGUCCCUGUGGUAAUGGUGGUUGAAGUCACAUCUGAACCUCUCUAGUGUAGAAAUCAGGCUUCGAAUUUUAUCGCGGCAAUUGCCGUAGAGGGAGAACAAAAUGCCGUGGAUCAUUGCGGCAACGACGGCAAUUUUUUUCCGUAUAGUGCAAUUUUUAUACUAUUCACUGUGCAUUACUAUUUUGAUACUUGAAUUCAGAUGUUGAUCAAAUCAUGCGUAAAUCACUAUUUUAUUCUCACUUUUCUUCGAAAAAAAAAC
This is a messenger RNA of Paramuricea clavata, 1609 nucleotides long. The record is from the annotation of a GenBank genome assembly. Lineage: Eukaryota; Metazoa; Cnidaria; Anthozoa; Malacalcyonacea; Plexauridae.